AUGGAUACAGUUCUGUCAACUGUCCACUGUCUUUCACAAGAACUACAAAAAAGCAACAUUGACUACGUGGCAGCUAGUGGUUUAAUACAGGCUUGCAAAGCCACAUUUACAAAAUUUCGUUCUGAUGAGUAUUUGGAAGAAAUAGCUAAACAGACUGACAAAUUAUGUGAUAUGAUAGGUGUAGCACCUCAGGAAGAAAAAAAUUUACGUAAUUCAACCGGAUGCACCGAGAUGCACCGAAGUUCGGCCCCGGCCAAAAUCCGGCUUUUUUUUCAAAUCCGUUCGAAUCCGGCCCUGGCCGGAUUUGGUGGCCGGAUUUAG
This is a messenger RNA of Helobdella robusta, 321 nucleotides long. RefSeq lists its product as hypothetical. The transcript has 2 exons. Lineage: Eukaryota; Metazoa; Annelida; Clitellata; Rhynchobdellida; Glossiphoniidae. The record is from RefSeq and is a predicted model, not a curated record. Bases 1 to 321 code for a protein of 106 amino acids.